This is a messenger RNA of Dentiscutata erythropus, 252 nucleotides long. Lineage: Eukaryota; Fungi; Glomeromycota; Glomeromycetes; Diversisporales; Gigasporaceae. The record is from the annotation of a GenBank genome assembly.
ACGAAAAAUGACAACAAAAAGAAAGACUCACGACGAAAUUCCACACCGAAAGAAAAACUCGACACCGAAAGCGACGAAAUUCCACCGAAACGACUAAAUUCCACACCAAAAGAAAAACGUGAUACUGAAAGUGACGAAAUAAAGACAGCACUGAAAGUGACGAAAUUCCUCAACGAAGUGACGAAAAAAUUAUCACCAAAGAAAGAAGCGACGAAAAUACAUAGACUGAAAAGGCCAAAUCCCAUUAUCUAA